AUGGCGGCACCUACAAAAGACGGUAGCAUAGAUUUCUUCAAUAAUCCAGCCAACAAAGAGAAGACCGGAAAAUGGAGAGCAUCCAUUUUUAUUUUCGGAUAUCAGUUUCUGGAGAAGUUAGCAUAUUACGGUGUGAGUACUAAUCUGGUUAAUUAUUUUAAAAAUACCUUAAACGAAAGAUCAGUAAAUGCUGCAAAUAAUGUGACAAAUUGGUCGGGAACCUGUUUUCUCACACCAGUGAUUGGAGCAUUUUUGGCAGAUGCAUACUGGGGCAAAUAUUGGACAAUUAUAGUCUUCUCGGUCAUCUAUGUUAUGGGCUUAACGAUCUUAAUGAUGUGCGUUGCCUUUCCAUCAUUAAAGCCAUCAUGUGACUCGACCACAGCCACAGGCCAAUGCCACCCAACAGAAUUACAAAUUGUGGUGGCAUAUAUAUCUUUGUACAUGGUGGCUCUUGGAUUCGGGGCAACCAGGCCAUGUGUCUCGUCGUUUGGGGGCGACCAGUUCGAUCACACCGAUCAGAUAGAGAAGAAACAACGAAGCUCUUUCUUUAAUUGGUCCUAUAUGUUACAAAAUGUUGGAAUGUUACUCAGUACUUCCGCAGUGGUAUGGCUUGAGACCAACAUUAGCUUGGCUUGGGGCUAUGGUGUUUCGACCGCUGCUAUGGCUAUAGGACUGGGUUGCUUUUUAUUGGGAACUCGAUUGUACCGCUUUCAACACCCUGUUGGGAGUUCCUUGACAAAAAUGUGUCAGGUUAUAAUUGCCUCUAUUCGAAAAUAUGACAUUAGACUUCCUUAUGAUCAAUCAGUUCUCUACGAGCUUAGCCGCAUCAAAGAAGAAGAAGAAGAAGGAAACAAUAUUAUUCAAGCAACAUACAAGCUUCAACAUACUGACCAAUUAAGGUUCUUUGACAAGUCAGCCGUUGAGACUCAGAUUGAUAGAACAGCUGAGGGAUUAGCAAACCCUUGGAGGCUUUGCACAGUCACUCAAGUGGAGGAGUUGAAGUGCAUUGUGCGACUACUUCCUAUAUGGGCUUCUGGAAUAAUGUUUGCCACUAUCUUAAGCCAAAUGAGUGCAAUAUUUAUUCUACAGGGUAACAAGAUGGACCCUCAUUUGAUCAUCAUCAACCCAAAUUUCAAGGUGCCAUCGUCGUCACUAUUAGUCUUCAAUGCUCUAGGAGUCAUUGUGUCAACUCCAAUAUACGAUUGGGUUAUCCUCCCUACUGCUAAAAAAUUAACUGGUUAUGAACAAGGGUUCACCCAGCUGCAACGGAUGGGAAUAGGGCUUGCCAUUUCUGUUGUUGCGAUAGUGAGCGCCGGAGUCUUGGAGCAUAUCCGACUCAACAUCGUGAGAAAGCACAACUACUAUGACAUUGAAUUUGUACCCGUGUCGAUUUUCUGGCAAAUUCCUCAGUACUUCUUGGUCGGGUUUGCAGAGAUUUUCAUCUUAGUGGGACAAAUCGAGUUUUUUUAUGACCAAGCGCCAGAUUCUUUGAGGAGCUUGUGUUCAGCACUAUCACUCACGGCUAUGGCCUUAGGAAAUUUUUUCAGUAGUUUUAUUGUCACAGUCGUGACUAGAGUGACAACUCGAAAUGGGAACUUGGGUUGGAUUCCAGAGAAUAUUAAUAAAGGACACCUUGAUUACUACUAUGGCCUAUUGACUCUCCUCUCCCUAUUUAAUUGCGUUGCCUAUGUCUGGGUUGCUAGUUACUAUAAGUAUAAGGGAAUGAGAUGUUGA
Molecule: messenger RNA, 1734 nt
Organism: Humulus lupulus (European hop)
Lineage: Eukaryota; Viridiplantae; Streptophyta; Magnoliopsida; Rosales; Cannabaceae
Product: protein NRT1/ PTR FAMILY 8.1-like
Exons: 4
Coding region: 1-1734 (577 amino acids)
Biological process (GO): transmembrane transport; oligopeptide transport
Cellular component (GO): membrane
Molecular function (GO): transmembrane transporter activity
Source: RefSeq, a predicted model, not a curated record